Tremella mesenterica DSM 1558 is the source of this 1410-nucleotide messenger RNA. RefSeq lists its product as uncharacterized. Bases 1 to 1410 code for a protein of 469 amino acids. The record is from RefSeq and is a predicted model, not a curated record. The transcript has 2 exons. NCBI's taxonomy places the organism in Eukaryota, Fungi, Basidiomycota, Tremellomycetes, Tremellales, Tremellaceae.
AUGACUUCUAUCCGGCCUGCAACUCGACUUACCACCCGCCUUGGGAAUGCUCCUGCAAUCCCCUUCAACAUAGGUGCAACUACACCUCUCACCCCAACACCAUCUCGACAUAGAUCUUCAUCUGCUCCCCCUGCUGCAGAUACUUCCCCCACACCAACCCCGCCACCACCUCAAGAAAAUCCUCCUGCCCCAACUGAUGAAGAUCAGAUUGGACAACAGGAAAGUAUCGCUACACUGACCCAACAGGUACUUCAACUCCAACAACAACUUCAAGACACCAACAUCAAACUUCAGGAAGCUCAACAUUCCAUGCGUACUAGGGAACAAGAGCUUCAAGCACAUCUUCAGGAUGUACUUGCCACCACUCAGCAAGAUCAGGAGGCUGCACAACAAGAAGUAACUGAACUCCGUGCUGCUCUUCAGCGCCGCAGUGCUUCUGCUCCUUUUGGGACUGAUGACCAUAAUUCCUCUCUCAGACUCAAGGCCUCAGACUUACCAAAGUUUGGUGGUAGAGAUAAUGAGGAUGUGGAUCAAUGGAUCGAGAAAGUAUCUGCAAUUUUUGAAUACUCUGGUGUUCAGGAUAAGAUUCUUCUUCAACAACUUCCAUUGAUCCUGGUUGGCAAAGCUUCAACUUGGUUCACACAGCUAGGUUCAAUCCGCCGUGCUGCUUUGAACACUUGGGAUGCUUGGAAAACCUCUCUUCGUAAUGCUUUCUAUCUCCCUAAUCAUAAGCUGACCCUUCGCAGACAAUGUCUUUAUCGCACCCUCCGUGUGAAUGAGACGUUUACUGACUAUUUCCAGGACAAAACUAAUCUCCAGCGCUAUGUGUACCCUCCAACCACCCUAGAUGCUGACUUGAUUGAUGACCUUCUCACAGGUAUUCCUGUCAGUAUGCACCCACUCAUCAAGGCUGGCAUUACACCUUUAAUGACUUUGGAGGACUUUAGGAGACAUCUGAUGGACUUGGAACCAGGCUUGCGCCGAGGUAAUCAAUCACAGUAUCGUUCCUCUUCCACAUUGAAUAAUGCUAACAUAUCUACAGGUCGCUUCAACACUACACAAAAUACAACAACAAACUCAACUUCUGGACUACCUCGAGCUUACAACAGCAAUCAAACCACAUCUAUUCCUCGCACUCCAUGUGUCUGUGGUGGAUAUCACUGGAGGCGAGACUGCCCAAACAAAGCUCCCCAAAGUAAUCCACUGCAGACACCCCUCCGCCCAACAAUCUCUACUCCCCCACCACCCACUCCUAACCCAAACUCUAAUCGUUUUCCACCUCGACAAACCUUUCCCAACUCCAUUCCCAACAAUAAUGGUAACAAAUGGCAACCUCGAAACAACUCUCGCCCAACCACCAAUACUUCAACUCCAGUAGAAGUCCUACCGCCACAUCCACAUCAAGGCUAA